CGCCUCGCUCGCUCACUCGCUCGCUGUGUUCCCCUCCCCGACUUUAUGCGCUCUCCCAUUUCUCCCGGUCGAGCGGCCGAGUCGAACCCUAACCCUGGAAUUUUGCUCCUGAGGUUGGGCGGAGGGAUUCCAGCGCUCCUGGGGUUGUUGCAAGGGGAAAUGGCCGAGGCUGCCAUGGCCUACACGACUUCCCGGCAGCUGCCGCAGUUCAUCUUUGCCGUCGCCUUCUUCCACUCCUCGGAGUACGCGCUCGCCGUCUUCUACCACGGCCGGUCCAAUGUUACCCUCAGUUCACUUCUGAUUAGCAAACAGUAUGUUGUUGCAAUGGUUUGUGCAUUGCUGGAAUACGCUAUAGAGAUUCUCCUCUUCCCAAGGUUGAAAGAGUAUUGGUGGGUUAGCAACAUUGGGCUUGUGAUGAUAUUAAUUGGAGAGCUUAUACGUAAAGCUGCAGUCAUAACAGCUGGCCGAUCUUUCACACAUCUGAUUAGAAAAUAUCACGAUGACCACCAUGAAUUGAUUACUCAUGGUAUCUAUAGAUUUGUCCGCCAUCCUGGCUACACUGGCUUUUUCAUCUGGGCAACUGGAACACAGAUCAUGCUAUGCAACCCGGUGUGCAUCAUUGCUUUUAUAGUUGUUGUUUGGCGAUUCUUCUCUACACGAAUACCAUAUGAAGAGUUUUUCUUGAGGCAAUUCUUUGGGUUUCAGUAUGUAGAAUAUGCAAAAAGAGUGCCAUCUGGUCUUCCCUUCAUCAGAUAAACCUAUAAAAGCGUUACCUUAUUUGUGUCGACUCAUGUAGCUACCCAGGGAAACAAAUUCAUCAUCCCAUAUUUGCCUUCCUCAACUUUGCUGGAGAAGGAAACUGUGAACCUAGGAUCCAUCCAUAAGAAUCUGUGUAACAUAAGUGAUGUGGCCAAGGUGUCGAAGCUUCUAGUAGCUUCCUGGAUCCUUCACAUUAUCUGAGAGUAAAACACAAGAAGGGGGGUCAUCUUCAUCUAAGAUAUGUUGUUUUGAAGUGCUGUAAUCUGAAUAAUCCUUGUAGUACUGGAAGUUUUCUGGUUUCAUUUGGUGGUCUUCAAUAGAGAGGUUCUUUAACUUUUGAUAAUCUAAAAGUGGUUUCAUCGCCA
Messenger RNA from Musa acuminata AAA Group (dessert banana), 1124 nucleotides. RefSeq names its product protein-S-isoprenylcysteine O-methyltransferase A-like. Lineage: Eukaryota; Viridiplantae; Streptophyta; Magnoliopsida; Zingiberales; Musaceae. The coding region runs from base 46 to 756 and encodes 236 amino acids. Gene Ontology annotation, molecular function: protein C-terminal S-isoprenylcysteine carboxyl O-methyltransferase activity. Gene Ontology annotation, cellular component: membrane; endoplasmic reticulum. The transcript is spliced from 5 exons. The record is from RefSeq and is a predicted model, not a curated record. Gene Ontology annotation, biological process: C-terminal protein methylation.